AUGCCGAGCCGGUUGAAUCGAUACAAGUCUUGUGUUGCACCGCUUUAUACUUACAAUGCAUCGACUUCAGGGGCGCGGCCUAUCAUUGGGCAAGCUCUGCGAAUGGCCUUGGAGAAUGGCAUGCAUACAGAAAUGCGCAGCCAGAAGGUGGACGAUGCCCUAGUCCAAAGGUGUCGUAAAGUGUGGUGGACUGUCUACAUCCUCGAUCGCCAGAUGUCCUCCCUAAUGGGAGUACCGAUGGGGAUUGGGGACGAGUCAAUCAAUGCAGAGCUACCUACCUUUCCCAAUCAGCCGCAGAGAACAAUGGCGAUGGACAUACAGAUCAAGCUUUCCAGGGUACUCGCCCAGAUACUCAACACCGUGUACGGUAACGAAGCACGGCUAGACAAACGCUUCCUCGUCGUCACAAAAGAAGCCCUGAAGAGUGUUGCCAAUGUUACCGAUGAACUGAAUGGCUCGUUCAGCAUUCAAGGGACCGGUCCCAGGGCCAGUAUUUCAAGACUAUCUGGCUAUUUGCAUCUUUUGUACCACCAGUGUAUUGUUCUCACAACACGACCAAUACUUUACAGCUUUCUGCAAGGUCGGAUGGAACAGUCGGAUGCAAACAUGAACACGUCGAAUCAUCCAUUCAAAAGUGUCCGCACCUUGCUGCAGAUGUGCAUUGAAUCUGCUCAGCAGAUGUUAAGCAUCCUGUCGACCUUGCAGGAUCACGGCCUUCUUGAAAGCUUUCUUCCUUUCGACUUAGAUGCCACCUUCACCUCGUCCAUUGCCCUUCUGAUGGCAGCACGGGUCGAUCCCUCUCUAAGCAAAGACCGUUUGCAUUGGUCGCAGCGCUCUUCCGAAGUUCUAGACGAGAUGAUAUCUCGAGGCAACCUAGUUGCCAAAUUGAUCAAGUUAGAGCUGCAACAAUUAGAGGCGAUUCUGAAUCGCUUGCCUCCUGGCGCAAUACCUCAGCGAAGCACUGUUCCCAGGUCAUCAGGUAUGCCUGGCUAUGUGGCACAGAAUGAACGCCAAGUGCAACACCUUGGCCAGCAACCACCACCAUCUAUUCAACCUCCACCUAAUCCUCCUCCUUCAUACGUGGCCUCUUCACAAUCUCUGCCCGAGGACUUCUAUAUUGAAGAACUGAACUGGCAGGACGGAUUCACGGCAGAACAGCUCAUGGACUUUGCGGACUCAAUGGAUAUGGAUGCACUGGACUGGUUCUCUGUGGAAGGAGCGCAACGAACAUGA
Molecule: messenger RNA, 1233 nt
Organism: Exophiala viscosa
Lineage: Eukaryota; Fungi; Ascomycota; Eurotiomycetes; Chaetothyriales; Herpotrichiellaceae
Exons: 5
Coding region: 1-1233 (410 amino acids)
Biological process (GO): DNA-templated transcription; positive regulation of transcription by RNA polymerase II
Cellular component (GO): nucleus
Molecular function (GO): sequence-specific DNA binding; zinc ion binding
Source: RefSeq, a predicted model, not a curated record